AUGGGAAGAGAAGUCCAGCUAAGGCCCAAGGCAAAUGUCUCUUCUUAUAUCCACUUUUUGCUGGAUUACAGAAACAAGUUCAUGGAGCAGAAGCCAAACACCCACCUUGGCUUUAAAGAGUUCUCUAGAAAGUGUUCGGAGAAAUGGAGGUCUAUCUCAAAGCACGAAAAGGCCAAAUAUGAAGCCCUGGCUAAGCUCGACAAAGCCCGAUACCAGGAGGAGAUGAUGAAUUACCCUGGCAGGAAGAAGAAGAGAAAGCGGGACCCCGGCGCACCCAGACGACCUCCAUCGUCCUUCCUACUCUUCUGCCAAGACCACUACGCCCAGCUCAAGUGGGAGAAUCCAAACUGGUCAGUAGUGCAGGUGGCAAAGGCCUCGGGGAAGAUGUGGUCAGCAAUGACAGCCUACGACAAGCAGCCCUAUGAACAAAGGGCAGCUUUCCUGAGAGCGAAGUACCAAGAGGAACUGGGCAUCUACCGUAAGGCCAGGAAGAAGAGCCUCCAAAGGUCGGCUAAGAACCGGCGCAGACGGUUCAAAGAAACUGUCAGACGCAACUGA
This is a messenger RNA of Lagenorhynchus albirostris (white-beaked dolphin), 558 nucleotides long. It is a transcript of the gene HMGB4, whose product is annotated as high mobility group box 4. Gene Ontology annotation, biological process: regulation of transcription by RNA polymerase II. The record is from RefSeq and is a predicted model, not a curated record. Gene Ontology annotation, molecular function: DNA binding, bending. NCBI's taxonomy places the organism in Eukaryota, Metazoa, Chordata, Mammalia, Artiodactyla, Delphinidae. The coding region runs from base 1 to 558 and encodes 185 amino acids. The transcript has a single exon.